Molecule: messenger RNA, 1377 nt
Organism: Lodderomyces oxycetoniae
Lineage: Eukaryota; Fungi; Ascomycota; Pichiomycetes; Serinales; Debaryomycetaceae
Product: phosphatase
Exons: 1
Coding region: 1-1377 (458 amino acids)
Cellular component (GO): plasma membrane
Molecular function (GO): phosphoprotein phosphatase activity
Source: RefSeq, a predicted model, not a curated record
AUGGGUGUUUUGUCAUCGUUAUUUUGUUGCGCCGAGCCAAACGAUGAUUCAGAAGAUAAGGCUCACGGGCAGCAGCAGCAGCAGCAGCAACAACAACAACAACAACAGCAACAAAAACAGCAACAAAAACAACAACAAAAACAACUAGAUUAUGAGGCAGGAAAAAGAAUUACAUCAACAACGACAAAAGUUCAACCACAAAACGUGUCAGUCCCUACAUCUACAAAACAGCCAAAAUCUUCCACCUCGCCGAAUAUUAUACCAAAUGGAACUAUGGGGAAAAAGCCCUUUUCAACGUCUAAUGACCAGACAAAAACAGCACUAAAUGGAGAGAAUCAGGGGCAAGAACAAAAACAAAAACAAAAACAGAAACAAAAGCGGAAACUUAACCCAACAAAAAAGGAAUUUUCAGAUGAUGAUCAAUCUGUAUACGAAACAGAUACAAUCGCAAAUACAAACGGUGAGUCUUCAGAUCAUACUCCAAAGUCCUUGACUAAUAUACCGCCCGAUUUGCAUGAUAAUAAUAAUAAUAAUAAUAAUAAUAAUAAUAAUAAUACUACCUCUACAACAACAAAUUGGGCACCCAAGAAUGCAGGAAAUAUUAUAGCACAAGUAAACCCCAAUGAGCAAUCGGCACAACCACCAACAACACCGCCAUCGGCAGCAGCGGCGGCAGCAGCACAGGCCAGAAAUGAAGAUCUCGACACCGAUAUUGAUGAUUAUGACGAUGACGAUGAGGACGAGGACACGGAUGAUAGAUCGGAAGGAUCUACAUUGGAACUAACCAGAAUUCAAACGGGGCAAGCUCAUAAUCAAGAAACCGGGUUUCUUUUGGGAGCAAAAGCAUCCCCUUUCAACAAAAAGAAGUGCCUUAUAUUAGAUUUAGAUGAAACAUUGGUCCACUCAUCAUUCAAAUAUUUAAGAACAGCGGACUUUGUUAUCCCUGUUGAAAUUGAUAACCAAGUACAUCACGUUUACGUCAUCAAGAGACCGGGAGUAGAUGAAUUUCUACGCAAAGUAGGUAAAUGGUUUGAAGUUGUGGUAUUUACUGCAUCAGUCGCCAAAUACGGAGAUCCUUUAUUAGAUAAAUUGGAUACUUACAACUCUGUACACCAUCGAUUGUUUCGAGAUUCUUGUUACAAUUACCAGGGGAAUUUCAUCAAAAAUUUAUCACAGAUUGGAAGACCUUUAAAAGAUACAAUCAUUAUUGAUAAUCUGCCUGCAUCGUAUAUUUUCCAUCCUGAUCAUUCAAUUCCAAUAAGUAGUUGGUUCAGUGAUCUGCAUGAUAAUGAAUUAUUGGAUUUAUUACCAUAUUUAGAGGAUUUGUCAAAACCAAAUGUUGACAAUGUAGCAUUAGCAUUGGAUAUAUCGUUAUAA